UCUGCUACGCAAAGGAAGUGUACCACGUGCGGAAUGUCGCAGGUGUUGAGACUUGCGAUUUUACGACAGUUUCAGGCGUCGUUGUGGAGACAGAGGACCUCCCUUCGUAUCUGCGAUGAUCCGCGAUUUACUUCGUGCAAGAAUUGCAGUUUGCUUCGUGGGAAGCACUUCGAAAAAACAGUUGCACGGUCAUACCACAAGACAUCAGCAGGAAAUACAAAAGUAUCAUCACGUCUACUGAAUUCCGAUGCUGAAAAACUCAAAUUGUUGCAAGCUUUAGAAGACAGAUUACUACAGCUGCAAUCUAAACCACCAGCUGAAUACAACAGAGCUGUCUUUGCUGGUAGUCAUGGAAACCACAUAAUUCAGACUAGAGACAAUUGUAGUGAUACUAAUCGAACAUUUGCCCCCGAUAAAACAAAAACUACAUCACUUUCUGAUAAAGAUCUGCCGACACCAAAUUCAUCACAUUUACACUCAAAUGAAACGUUACAAAGGGAAGUUGUGUCAUUUACAUCUGAAAGUGAUUCUUUGGAGUUUAAUGAGAAUGCUUCAGAACAGUCUCCAGUCGGUGUAAUAUUACAUGGAGAAAAUGAAAUAUCGGAAUCACCUCUCCAGUUCAAUGUAGAAACAAUGCAAGAUGGUGGUGUAGUAGUCGCGGGAAGGUCGGACGAUUUGCCAACAAAAAAACCCAAAAGGAAACUGAAAACAUCAAAAACCAAAAAUGUUCAAGAAGAGACAGCAAAUCAGAAUGUUGAUCCUGAUAAACCUGAAACUAAAAAACCUGCUAAACGGAAGCGGAAAUCCAAGAAGACCAAGAAAAUUGAGGAUGAAGAACAGUUAACAGAAUUGCAAAAAGAUAAGAAGAAAUCUGGGAAAAAGUCAAAAUCAAGUAUUGUGGGCGACGGGACAAUUGAUCAAGUUGAUGCUGACACAACUUUAUCUACAGAGCAUCAGUUUUUGAUGGGUUUUCUUGACGUCUCAAAUGCAGCAGACAUGGUGGAACUGACGGACUUGACUGUGAGACUUUUUAGUGAUAAAUAUGCUGCAACAUUGAAGCCAUCUAUUGAUAUGUAUAAUCUUCAACUGCAAGGCUGGGCUAAAAAAGUGGAACUGACGGACUUGACUGUGAGACUUUUUAGUGAUAAAUAUGCUGCAACAUUGAAGCCAUCUAUUGAUAUGUAUAAUCUUCAACUGCAAGGCUGGGCUAAAAAAAUUAGUGUUCCUAGUGCUAAUAGAUUGGCAGCCAUUCCACAAUUUUGUUUUCCUGAUGCAGCAAAUUGGGCAGCUGUCUCUGCAUAUACAAGUGAAACAUUCUCAUUUGUGCUCACAAGUAUAGAUGGAUCAAGAACAUUUGGAUAUUGUAGAAGAUUAUUGCCAGAAGGCAGUGGAUUAAGGCUACCAAUAGUGUAUUGUAUUGUCAGUCCAGUUGGGUGUUUUAAUCUUUAUUCUAAAUUACUUGAUGAAGUAGAGGAAAGAAGAAUGCAUCAAUCUGAUGAUAGUGUACACAAAUUUUUACAAGCUGUAAGUGCAAGAAUCAUGCCAAAACCAGGUAAUUCUAUAGAAGUAAAGAUAAAUACUGAUACUAUAUUAUUACAAAGACCAAUGGAUUCAAGACUAGAACAUGUGGAUUUUGGUUGUCUACUCAGUUACCUUAGUGCAAAAAGAUUAAUUGAGAUAUUUGCAUCAAUGAUCCUGGAAAGAAGAAUUAUAUUUACAGCUCGGAAACUAAG
Molecule: messenger RNA, 1733 nt
Organism: Saccoglossus kowalevskii
Lineage: Eukaryota; Metazoa; Hemichordata; Enteropneusta; Harrimaniidae
Product: DNA-directed RNA polymerase, mitochondrial-like
Biological process (GO): mitochondrial transcription
Cellular component (GO): mitochondrial DNA-directed RNA polymerase complex
Molecular function (GO): DNA-directed RNA polymerase activity; protein binding; mitochondrial promoter sequence-specific DNA binding
Source: RefSeq, a predicted model, not a curated record